Aspergillus puulaauensis is the source of this 507-nucleotide messenger RNA. RefSeq names its product beta-class carbonic anhydrase. The transcript has 4 exons. Lineage: Eukaryota; Fungi; Ascomycota; Eurotiomycetes; Eurotiales; Aspergillaceae. The coding region runs from base 1 to 507 and encodes 168 amino acids. The record is from RefSeq and is a predicted model, not a curated record. Gene Ontology annotation, molecular function: carbonate dehydratase activity; zinc ion binding.
AUGUCUUUUGUCUUUUCACAAACUCGUGAAAUUGAGGCCGCGAAUGAAAAAUAUGCGGCGUCCUUUACUAAAGGCGACCUUGCGCUGCCUCCUGCUCGAAAGGUAGCAGUUGUCGCUUGCAUGGAUGCCAGACUAGACCCUGCCAAAGCUCUAGGAUUAGAAGAAGGCGAUGCGCAUGUUAUUCGAAAUGCAGGAGGGCGUGCCAUCGAUGCUAUUCGCAGCCUGGUCAUCUCGCAGCAGCUUCUUGGGACACGCGAGAUCGUGCUCGUACACCAUACUGACUGCGGUAUGUUAACUUUCUCUGACGACUUAAUUCGCCAAAAGGUUCGGUCUGAGCUAGGGCAGGACGCCAACCAUAUUGCCUUUCUGCCAUUUACGGAUCUAGAGGCCAGCGUUCUGGACGAUGUCAAGCUGCUUGAGAACCAUUCUCUGAUUCUUGAUGUGCCGAUCACUGGUUAUAUCUACGACGUCAAGACAGGGAGGAUCACCAAGGUGCAGCGCGCCUAA